CGACAGCAACACGCAUGCACGUGAAGAGGAGCAGCUCGUGAACCACCAGCAUCCUUCUCGUUAUUUUCUAUUUUAUAGGAAAACUCACUUUUUUCUUUUUUUUGGUUCCUGAGAUAUCGGAGAGGAUGCUCGCGCUCCGGAUCAACAAGUCUCUCUGGUUUUUCACACAUUAACUGUGGAUGGCUGCGGAAUGGAGAUAGCCUUGGUGAGCUUUGAGAACGGCGGCGCUAAAGGGAGCGGUGGAGGUGGAGGUGGAGGUGGAGGAGGAGGUGGUGGAGGAGGAGGCAACAAUGCCGAGGAGAGCUGCCGGAACGCGCUGGAUGUCCCUCAGCCGGGCUUCGUUCAAACUGGACUUGGAGAGGACUACGGUAAAGAGCUGAACACCCGGGGGAGUCCUCAGCAGCAGCAGCAGCAGCAUCAUCCUCAUCAUCAUCUUCAUCAGCAGCAGCAGAGCUCCUGGAAAAUCAACGACAUGAACAACACUUUCAGCUGCAGCGAGAACGCCAUGGAUGCGCUUUUACGCGCGGACCACAGUCCCCAUCUGUUCGACGAGGACAUGCUGGACAUGAACAUGGACACGGAGAGCAACGAGAGGGUGCUCAUCAACAUCGCCGGGCUCCGGUACGAGACCCAGCUGGGCACCCUGAACCAGUUCCCAGACACUUUGAUGGGAGACCCCACCAAGAGGAUCAAAUACUUCGACCCGCUCCGGAACGAGUACUUCUUCGACCGCAACAGACCGAGUUUUGACGGGAUUUUGUAUUUUUAUCAGUCGGGGGGGAAGAUCCGCAGACCCGUCAACGUGUCCAUCGACGUGUUCGCGGAUGAGAUUAGGUUUUACCAGCUGGGAGAGGAGGCCAUGGAGAGGUUCCGCGAGGAUGAGGGCUUUGUAAAAGAGGAGGAGAAGCCGCUGCCUCAGAACGAGUUCCAGAAGCAGGUCUGGCUCAUAUUCGAGUACCCGGAGAGCUCCAUGCCAGCUCGGGGCAUCGCCAUCGUGUCUGUGAUCGUCAUCACCAUAUCCAUCAUCACCUUCUGCCUGGAGACGCUGCCGGAGUUCAGGGACGAGAGGGAGCUUCCGGUCACCAGCCGGAUGGACAACAGCACGGUGCCCCGGCCGUCCCUCACCUUUACGGACCCCUUCUUCAUCAUCGAGACCACGUGCGUCAUCUGGUUCACCUUCGAGCUGUUCGUGCGCUUCUUCGCGUGCCCGAGCAAGUCGGAGUUCUCCAAGACCGUGAUGAACAUCAUCGACAUCAUGUCCAUCAUGCCUUACUUCAUCACAGUGUGCACGGAGCUCGCGGAGCAGCAGGGCCAGGAGCACCAGAACGGGCAGCAGGCCAUGUCCCUGGCCAUCCUCCGGGUCAUCCGCCUGGUGCGGGUCUUCCGCAUCUUCAAGCUCUCCAGACACUCCAAGGGGCUCCAGAUCCUCGGGCAGACUCUCAAAGCCAGCAUGCGGGAGCUGGGCCUCCUCAUCUUCUUCCUCUUCAUCGGCGUCAUCCUCUUCUCCAGCGCGGUGUUCUUCGCGGAGGCGGACGAGCCGGAGUCGCACUUCUCCAGCAUCCCGGACGCGUUCUGGUGGGCUGUGGUCACCAUGACGACUGUGGGCUACGGGGACAUGAGGCCGGUGACCGUCGGGGGGAAGAUCGUGGGCUCGCUGUGCGCCAUCGCCGGUGUGCUCACCAUCGCGCUGCCGGUGCCGGUCAUCGUGUCCAACUUCAACUACUUCUACCACCGCGAGACGGACCAGGACCAGUCCUCCCUGAAGGACGAGCCGAACAGCGGCCGAGCGAGCCCCGAACCGAAGCGGAAGGGAAGUAAAUCGUCGACCAAGUCGCAGCAGGACGCGGAGAACAACGACGCGACCGCUUCGGUGGAGAAGGCGAACAUCAAAGCGAACAGCAGCAUGGACUUCAAGAGAUCCCUUUACGCGUUCUGCUUGGACACGCGGGAGACUGACCUGUAGUCCUGCAGGCCUCUCUUUAAAAAAAAUAAAAACUAAAAACGACUAAAGCCCAUAUUUGUUUAGAAUAAACCCCCAUUAAUGGGCUCUUAAGUCUUUGCACGUAGACAGUUGGAGGAUCAACACAUUUGCAAUCCUGAAAAGUUUUAAGAGCGCCGGGGUUGAUUUAUAAAAAGCGCAUUUUAAUCCUCAUCCGUUAGUGGAGUCCUGAACGGAACCACGGUGCAUGUGAUGCAACACAGCGGCCCUUUACAAACACCUAGUGGACUUUAGAACUCGUGGAGGAAUUUAAAAUGGGACACGUGCUGCAGAUAAUCAAGGACAAGCAGGACUUGGAAUAAUUACUCGACAUGGCGAGCAGGAUUAUCAGGAGCGAGCAGACUCUUGUAUUAAAGAAAAGCAGUCCAUGUUCAGUUAGUGGGAAAAAAAAAAGCCAAAUUUUAUUUUUCGUACCCUACAUUUAGUCAUUAUGUUUACGCCGGAAACAAAGGUGCAGCAGAUGUGUACAUAUUUCCCAAAGAACUGCUAUUUAUGAAUUGGAUUAUGCUGUUUUUUUGGAGAAAAAGAAAAACAAAGUAUAUUUUUGAGACGCCUGUUUAUCGUCCACUCAGGUUCUGUCAGAAGAAGUGAGAUACUUUUGUUUUCACUCAGAGGACCUGAAGAAGAUUUUUAGCCUUUAUUUAUGAUCGUUUUAAACAAAACAUUUUUUUAAAUUAUUUUAAAAAGAAAGGAGGACAUCAAAUGGAAGUAAAGUGAUGGAAUGACAGCCAAGAAAAGAGGACAGAGCAGAGACCAUCUGGAGAGAUCAAGCAGCACAGAUACCAGGUCAGUGUCAAAGAUCGGAUUAUUUAUCGGGUUUAAAAACGUCUUUUUGUGGCACUAAUGUCACUCCAUACAGGGAAGAGCUGGUGCUGAAAGAACAGCUCCUCAAGUAUGGAAUCACAGUAGUGUCGAAUGUGAAUGUUUUGAUUUAUACAUAUAUAUUUCAAUCAAAACAUUCACAUUGUGGUUGAAGUAUGUUUUAGAGUCAAAAUGCUGUUUUCGUGAACGGAGUCUGGUGUUUGUAGAGAUCGUAGACAGCGGCUUCAGUUGUCCGUCAUAAAGGUAAAGAGGUGAACAUAUUCUAAACAUAACGUACACCUGGACUGAUAUUGAGUGUUUUAGGUGUAUACGUUUUAUUUUCAGCUCUUGUUUAGCCUCUUUAGAGUCACCAGACUCCAUUGACAAAAACAGUAAUUUUACCUCAGAAGAAAGCAGGAGUUACAAGAAGCUCACUAACAGAUCCAACCAUCUCUUUCAGUUAUUUCCAAACACAACACAUCUGUUGUUGACUCAGCUGGUCUUCAUAUCGUUUAUAACCUCAUUGAUUAGCUCGCUUACGUAACGUACGUCAGUUGUUUUUAUUCGCAAAAAACACGUAAAAAGAUGGCAGAUGGAGUCGAUCUUUCAGGACUCAGGAGGUGAAGCUCGGCCUCGGCUGCGUUCAGGUGACGCGUGGUGACCUUCGCCGUUCAUCGUUCCUCUCGACUGAGCGAGCAGCAGGAUGAACGCAGAGUUUGUGUUUGACCCUUUUCACCGGAUGACAAGUUGGAAAUCUUUCAAAGCAGAUUAUAUUAGGCUUUUCCUGCGUGUGUGUGUGUGUGUGUGUGUGUGUGUGUGUGUGUGUGUGUGUGUGUGUGUGUGUGAGCAGAGUAGGGGAAAUUGAAUUUAGUCUUUUCAUCUAAUGCAUAAACAGAGACCAACAAUAAUGUUUCAUAUACAAGCUUGUUGUUUUUUAACUACAGACAACCUAGAAACAUUCCGUACAAAAUUAAA
This is a messenger RNA of Anarrhichthys ocellatus (wolf-eel), 3775 nucleotides long. Its product is annotated as potassium voltage-gated channel subfamily A member 1. The transcript has a single exon. Gene Ontology annotation, cellular component: membrane; voltage-gated potassium channel complex; intercalated disc. The record is from RefSeq and is a predicted model, not a curated record. The coding region runs from base 191 to 1963 and encodes 590 amino acids. Gene Ontology annotation, molecular function: delayed rectifier potassium channel activity; protein binding. NCBI's taxonomy places the organism in Eukaryota, Metazoa, Chordata, Actinopteri, Perciformes, Anarhichadidae. Gene Ontology annotation, biological process: potassium ion transmembrane transport; action potential; protein homooligomerization.